Papilio polytes (common Mormon) is the source of this 1422-nucleotide messenger RNA. RefSeq names its product 28S ribosomal protein S9, mitochondrial (gene mRpS9). Bases 100 to 1302 code for a protein of 400 amino acids. Gene Ontology annotation, biological process: translation. Lineage: Eukaryota; Metazoa; Arthropoda; Insecta; Lepidoptera; Papilionidae. Gene Ontology annotation, molecular function: structural constituent of ribosome; RNA binding. The transcript has a single exon. Gene Ontology annotation, cellular component: ribosome; mitochondrial small ribosomal subunit. The record is from RefSeq and is a predicted model, not a curated record.
GAUUAUUUAUCCUAUGCAACUCUAUGGUAUAACCUAAAUCUUUUUGUAAAUGUAAAAUAAAAACAAUUUGUUGAAAAUUAUAAACACAACUAUGUAAAAAUGUCUCACGUAAUAAAGACCAGCUUUAAGCAGAUUACACCUGUAACAAGGUAUUUGUAUAGUUGUGUAAAAAAUUCACAUUUGCAAAAUGUUCGAUUUUCCAGCAAUAAAGUUACUACUAACAAUGAUAUUUAUAAGAAUUUUACUGACUGGGAGACUCUAAAUACAAAGAAGAAAAUUAGUAAGCCCAUGAAAGCAUACCUAGAGAGAGCUAAAGAACAUGAUGAAUUCAUGAAAAAACAGCAGUUUGAAUACAAUAUUGGUAAAAGACACCUAGCAAACAUGAUGGGUGAAGACCCUGAGACUUUUACACAAAAAGACGUUGAUCGAGCUAUCGAGUACUUGUUCCCCAGCGGAAUAUAUGAUCCAGCUGCUCGUCCUCUCAUGAAACCGCCAGAAGAAGUAUUUCCGGCACGAAAAGCCGCGGAAUUUGAUGAAGCUGGUAGACCACAUCACUUUCUGUUUUAUACUGGCAAACCUAAUUUCUUUAAACUACUCUAUGAUGCUGCGGAAAACAUUCAGCUCUUACAGCAGUUUGAAGAUAAAGUUAUAAGAAAGAAAGCAACUCCGGAUCCAAAUGGAACAUUGGAUUUAAACUCUACAUUUUGGUUAACAAAAGAUCAAUUGGAACAACUUUUAGUAGAAAAACUUACUGAUUUGGAAUAUGAUAAUUUCAAACUAGUAAUGGAGAGGCUUGUAGCGCUGCCUUAUUCAUACAGAUUUAAAGAUUUCAUUGAAAAAUACAGAAAAUCAUUAACCUCACAGAAAUUUUCUUUAGAAAUUCCUAAACCAAGCUAUGAUGAUCAAGGUCGAGCAUGUGUUACAACUUAUGAAUGUUUAAGAAAAAAAGCUAGAGGUGAUGUUACCAUACGUUCACCAGGAACUGGACUAAUAACUAUAAACGGCAAAGAUUUAACAUACUUUGAAGACAUUCAAUCAAGGGAACAGGUUAUAUUUCCUCUAAUAUUUACUGGAUUAGAGAACAAAGUGGAUAUUGAGUGUAAUGUUGAGGGUGGGGGACCUUCUGGACAAGCUGGGGCUAUCAGAUGGGGCAUUGCUUGGGGACUCCGCAGCUUUGUUGACAAAAAUAUGUUGGAGGCCAUGCAAGUGGCUGGUUUGCUAACCAGAGAUCAUCGAAGGCGGGAACGUAAGAAGCCAGGACAACCUGGUGCUAGAAAGAAGCCUACUUGGAAGAGAAGAUAAUCUUUCAAUUAUUUUAUUCUAGUAAUUAUAUUAACACCUGAAAGGGAUAUUUGUCUAUCAAUGUAUUUAGUUGAAGUUAAAAAAAAUAAACAAGCUAGUGUUGGUGUAGAUUUAUUUUAA